AUGCAUUACGAGUCCCUCAAUCAGCCUCCACCGACAGGAUUGGGCGACGACAUUGAGGCAAUCCGCAAAGUUGUCAUUGCCGAGCUCAAUGCAGGCCCAACCGUCAACGUGGCCCUGCUCACACACUCAUACCCCUCCGUCCCUGGCUCCCCAGCUAUCAAAUCACUAGACAAACACUCUCGCCUAAACGCGAGCCAUUCGAACGGCAUUGUGUUCUUCCUCGUGAUCUCCGGCCUCCAGAUCCCCGCCGGCACCACUCCUUUCGCCUGGGGUGGCAGCGUCACAUCUCCGACCAUGACUCUCGAAGACUAG
Molecule: messenger RNA, 312 nt
Organism: Rhinocladiella mackenziei CBS 650.93
Lineage: Eukaryota; Fungi; Ascomycota; Eurotiomycetes; Chaetothyriales; Herpotrichiellaceae
Exons: 1
Coding region: 1-312 (103 amino acids)
Source: RefSeq, a predicted model, not a curated record